This is a messenger RNA of Brettanomyces bruxellensis, 984 nucleotides long. It is a transcript of the gene FSF1, whose product is annotated as Putative alpha-isopropylmalate carrier. Gene Ontology annotation, molecular function: monoatomic ion transmembrane transporter activity. The transcript has a single exon. The coding region runs from base 1 to 984 and encodes 327 amino acids. Lineage: Eukaryota; Fungi; Ascomycota; Pichiomycetes; Pichiales; Pichiaceae. Gene Ontology annotation, biological process: monoatomic ion transport; mitochondrial transmembrane transport. Gene Ontology annotation, cellular component: mitochondrial inner membrane. The record is from RefSeq and is a predicted model, not a curated record.
AUGGCUUCAUCAGUCCCAGGUCCAAUACUGCUACCGGAGUCACACUACGAUCUCUCCACGUAUAUGGGGAGAGUUAAACAUUGUGCUGAGAUAUCUGAUCCGAGAAUGCUUUUUGUGACGAAGAAGGAAGUGCAAAGAGCGAAAGCUCUCAUUUGGAAUUAUAAAAACGGUGUUAUAAAACACAUGACACCAGAACUAUGGCAUGCUAAAAGAGUGUUGGAUUCGACAAUCCAUCCAGACACAGGUGAUACAGUUUUUCUUCCAUUUAGAAUGUCGUGUUGUGUUCUUUCAAAUUUAGUCGUGACUGCUGGUAUGUUAAAGCCAGGACUCGGAAAUUGGGGUACCGUGUUUUGGCAGGUUGCAAAUCAAUCAGUGAACGUCGCAAUUAAUACGUCAAACGCAAAUAAGUCGCAUCCACUUACGACAAAGCAACUAGUUACUAGUUAUAUGAUGGCUGUCGGCUCUUCUUGUGGCGUAGCUUUGGGAUUAAACUCCGUUAUUCCAAAGUUAAAGCGCUUGAAGCCACAGACACGUCUAAUAUUGGGAAGACUAGUUCCAUUUGCUGCUGUUGUUGCUGCAGGAAUAGUCAAUGUUUUUAUGAUGAGAGGAGAGGAAAUAAGAAGAGGUAUUUCAGUGUACGAUGAUGAUGGCAGAGACUUAGGUUCAUCCAAAAAGGCAGCUUUUGAAGCUGUUGGAGAGACGGCUGCUUCAAGAGUCAUUAAUGCUACCCCAAUUAUGGUUAUUCCACCAUUGCUUCUUGUCAGAUUACAGAGAGGAUUUUUACGUGGUAGAGGCUUAAUGGCGGAAACUGCAACCAAUCUUGGGUUAAUUGCAUUGACAUCAUUUGCAGUGCUUCCAUUUGCAUUAGCAGUCUUUCCUCAAAAAAGGACAAUAUCUACUGAUAGACUAGAGGAUAAAUUUCAUGACUUGAAGGAUAAAGAUGGAAACUUGAUCACCAAAGUGAUAUUCAAUAGAGGUUUAUGA